Molecule: messenger RNA, 1017 nt
Organism: Microbotryum saponariae
Lineage: Eukaryota; Fungi; Basidiomycota; Microbotryomycetes; Microbotryales; Microbotryaceae
Source: the annotation of a GenBank genome assembly
AUGAACAAGGCGAACGAAUGGUCCCUCGGUUCGCUCCUACGCAUCACCAAACCGAUCGACGUCUCGCAACCGAACGCGAGCCGCGGCGAAGCGUACUGGUCCUACUCCGAUCUCGACGAAUUGAUCGUAUCGCACAUCAAGCAAAUGUCCCUCAAGGUUGGUGAACUGAUGGCGCACGACAAGUUCAAAGGUGACAAGGCCGCGCUCGACAACUUCCUCUCCAACUCGUUGAUGGUCAACCCCAACAUCUCGGCCUAUGGAUUCGCGAUCAACAAGGACCCCAAGAAGCCUGGAUUGUUCAUGGUCACUUUCCGCGCCAAUGAUGGAGCCGAACCUCACUCGUGGCCGAUUUGGGUCGUCCCCGGUGCUUUCGUGCUCAAGGGCGCCGAACACGGUGACGUCGCGGCCUUGUGCAACGGUUUCAAGCGCGCUUACACGGCCGAGAUCGCUGCGGGUGGAGCGGGAACGCGUAUGCCGAUGAGGACGCCUAGGUACCCCGGUGGUGCGACGCCUUUCGGAGCCGGUGGUGCAGCAGCAGCAGGAGGGAGGACGCCUAACCCUCUUCGUGAGCAACAAGCCGCUGCGGCCGUCGCCAGUAUCGGAGCGGGCACGGGUCGUAACCCUCUUUUCAAUAGCGGUCGAACACCGAUGGGUGCUGGGGCAGGUGGUCGAACACCUUUGGUCGUUGGAGGAAGAACGCCCGUCCUCGCGAGUGGAAGAACACCGAUCGUUGGCGUUGGUGCGGAUGGGAGAACACCGAACCCUUAUGCCUCGACGGUUGGGACGGGUAAAACGCCGAUACCUCAACACCUCGGCGCUGAUCCUCGAUUGGGCGGUCGAACGCCCAAUCCGUAUUCUACGGGCGUGACGCCACAAUACUCCGCUCAAGGGAAAGGUACUCCUCUGAACGCAGCGGGCGGUCGAACGCCCGCUUAUCCGGGGGGCAAUCGGACGCCAGCUUAUCAACCGAAUCCAAACGGCGGUGGCAACAAUGGUGGUGGUGGACGUCGUUGGUGA